UGCGAGAACACAUAUGUGCAUGAGGACACGGUGCAGAGAAGUAGUAGAAGAAGAGGAAGAAGAAGAAGAAGAAGAAGAAAAAGAAGAAGAGGCGCCGAGAUCAUGUCUCUGGAUGGGAAGGUGGCGCUGGUGACCGGAGGCGCUCAGGGCAUCGGCAGAGCCGUGGUCAAGCUACUACUGGAGAGCUCGGCUAAGGUGGCCGUGGUGGACCUGAACGAGGCCGGCGGCGAGGAGUGCAAGGUGCAGCUGGACGCCGAGUUCGGAGAGGGUCGCUGCGCAUUCAUCCAGUGUGACGUGUCCAACGGAGACGCUCUGAGAGAAACCUUCCAGAGGACCGUGGACCAGUUCGGUCGCCUGGACAUCGUCAUCAACAACGCCGGCAUCAAUAAUGAAAAGGACUGGGAGAAGACCAUACAAGUCAACCUGGUGAGACGACACAACAACGACCUACUGCUAUGCAAGAAAAAAGAAAGAAAGUGUUUUAAAAUAAGGAAUAUACAUGUUAUUACUAAUACUGUGUGGUCUUCUGACGGUGUCAGUGGGGGGCCUUUGAGGGGAGGGGUCUUUUUAUUCUUUCUUUAUUAGGAUCCCCAUUAGUGGUCGCUAGUCUUUCUCUGGUCCAUACAACAAAUUCAACAAAAAAAACAGACAAAGGUUAAAAUUGUACUAUAUAAAUAAAACAGAAAACACAUAACAGAUAAAAUAUAAGAAUCAACAAGUAAGUGAAGUCACUCUGAAGUCAAACAACAAAAUGAUAAAUUUAUACUUACCUACAGUCGGGCUGCACUAUUCUGUGCAAUCUGAAAUUUUAGUUAAUUAAGUCAGUGAUUUUAACAGCUCAAGGUGAGUCUUUUAUGAAGAUAGAAAAUAAAAGUGGACCCAAACUACUUCCCUGCGGAACUCCGCAAGGUAUGUUCACGUUGGCAAAAAAUGUGCCGUUAAAAAAGAAAUGUUCAGCCAAAGAAGCAUCCUACAGAUACAGUUUGAUCAGUUUGAGAUGUGGUGAAUUUGAAGACCGGGGUACUUGGUCUGGUCUAGGUGGGUGCUACAUGUCUAAGUAACAUCGACAUGAAUGAAUCCCAAAAAAAAGAAAAAAAAAAGAAAAAUUAAGAGACAUAAAACAUCUGUAACAGCUAUGUAAUAUAUCACAUAUAUAUCACACAACAGUAAAUAUAUGUGGAGGUCAGAGAACCCCCAGCUUUCUCUAAACAAUAUUAAGCAAUAUUUGUGACUUUACCAUCAAUACUGACACUAAAUCAACGAAUUACAUUUUGUUUUUAAUACGUUCACAGAUGAAAAGGAGGAGAAUUGAUUGUUCCACUUGUCUUUGUUCAUCUGAAAAAUGUAAGACCUAUAAAAAAAAAACAAGUUUAUUAAGAAUCACACAGGCCUUGAUAUCAGAUAUUUUAUCUUCGUUAUAUCUUUGCAGAAAUGCGUUUCUUCGACUCUUUUCUAAAGUCUCUGAAGGUAAUGGAGUGGUCACGACCUGAGUUUAUAUCAGAAUGAUCUGAGACAGAAGAAGAAGUCAGACAUUCCUGGGGAGCAGCCGUAGAGAGAUAACAGUCAUUGAUG
Mugil cephalus (flathead mullet) is the source of this 1572-nucleotide messenger RNA. Its product is annotated as 15-hydroxyprostaglandin dehydrogenase [NAD(+)]-like. The record is from RefSeq and is a predicted model, not a curated record. Gene Ontology annotation, cellular component: cytoplasm. Gene Ontology annotation, molecular function: oxidoreductase activity, acting on the CH-OH group of donors, NAD or NADP as acceptor. Bases 103 to 585 code for a protein of 160 amino acids. Lineage: Eukaryota; Metazoa; Chordata; Actinopteri; Mugiliformes; Mugilidae. The transcript has 3 exons.